Molecule: messenger RNA, 5156 nt
Organism: Clarias gariepinus (North African catfish)
Lineage: Eukaryota; Metazoa; Chordata; Actinopteri; Siluriformes; Clariidae
Gene: socs9
Product: suppressor of cytokine signaling 9
Exons: 2
Coding region: 511-2127 (538 amino acids)
Biological process (GO): phosphatidylinositol phosphate biosynthetic process; intracellular signal transduction
Cellular component (GO): phosphatidylinositol 3-kinase complex
Molecular function (GO): 1-phosphatidylinositol-3-kinase regulator activity
Source: RefSeq, a predicted model, not a curated record
GUUGCUGCGUUUGCUUUAACAGAGACAGCAGUUUUUUUUUUAUCCGGUGAUUUUUAUUUAAUCGCAAAUAAAUUAUACGUACGUAUAUAAAGAAUUACAGUUGACAUUUGCGUUAUUUAUUCGGAUGCGGUUUAUAAAAUUGAGUAACUUAAAACAAUUCUUAAAGAAUAGAGAAGCUUGCUAAGGACUAACCAUGAAGCUAUGCAGUUUAGCUUGCUAGCUAGCUAGUUGCUGAGGGUUUGUUCUAGCAUGUCUUCAAAGAUUCCGAAUCUUAUAUCUAUCAAAAUAUAAUAAUAAAAAAAAGAUCAGGUUUUAAAUUGACAUAAAAAAAGGAAAUCAUCAACAAGUGAAGAAGAAGAAGACACACUUCAGCCAGAUCUAGCCUUGGUGUAAAUGUUGACUCAUUUUAAAAUGUUUUUGUCAGAAGGUCAGCAUCGGUCGCCAUAGCAACAGAUAUCGUUUUAACUUUUUAGACAGCGUUUAGUCUGCCUGUCUGAAAUCCGAUGAAGGAUGUCGAGUGGCGACGCGGGGGAUCGUGGGAAAGAAAGGGAGCGCGGUGCCCGCCCUAAAGUGCGUCAGAGUCGUUCUGAAGAACGCCAGGAUGGAGGGAGGCGGAAAGCUGGCAGGGGUAAAAGAAAAGGACGCCUGGCUUAUGAAGCAGCGGCGGAGAGGCCGGUCAGCGACGGGUUCGAAUACGGCGAUCUCUUAAACGGACUGGAGUCUGGAAACGGGGGCUCUGUGUUCCGGUGGCGCCAAGUCCUUGGCUCUCCCGCGUCCUCGCUGACGGAGAAAGUAUCGGCCAGGAUGUCUCAAAACGCCCCGAACAAUGACCAACACGCAGCGUCUGAGACCAGCGGGAAGUCUUCCAGUGCCAGCCGUACCCUAAGGCAGAAGAUUCAGGACGCCGUAGGUCAAUGUUUUCCUAUCAAGACCCACAGCGGACCUUCCGCUUCAGGACAGAGCGUCGCGGCAUCUCCCGUGACAGCAGCUUCUUCCCGGAGGAAGAUCCAUCUGAGUGAGCUCAUGCUGGACAGUUGUCCGUUUCCAGCCGGCUCAGAGCUGGCACAGAAAUGGUACCUGAUCAAGCAGCAUACUGCUCCGAUUUCCCAACCGCCCGUACUUGAUAGUUUAUCCGCUGCUGGAGGGUCGACAUCGGGAUCGACAUGCUCCGCUUCCUCGACUUGUGUGGUCGAGGAUGAGGACGAUCGCUUGCGUGAAAGGCGGAGAAUCAGUAUCGAGCAGGGUGUCGACCCGCCGCCCAAUGCUCAGAUCCACACGUUUGAGGUGACCGCACAGAUAAACCCGCUGUACAAGCUCGGGCCCAAGCUGGCACACGGGAUGAACGAGUUGGCCGGGGACGACAGGGCCACGCUACAGCAACAGCAGCACAUGCUGCAGAGGCAGCAGCACCACCAGCUGCUUCUCCAGAGCUGCUUGGACACCCUAGACGAAGUUGUCGCGUCGUCCUCAGGAUCCGCCCCACCUUUCACUACCGAGUCCCACCCGGAUUCGGAUUCCUCCUCAUCCUCGCCUUGUUCCCUAACUAGAGGCUCUCUGGUAACCCUGUCGGAGCAUUUCAAACCUCAAGACGCCCACCAUCGUGCGCACACACAGAUCGACUACAUCCACUGCCUGGUGCCCGACCUGCUCCAGAUCACCAACCUGCCGUGUUACUGGGGCGUCAUGGAUCGCUACGAGGCCGAGACCCUUCUGGAGGGCAAACCCGAGGGGACGUUCCUGCUCCGUGACUCGGCUCAGGAGGACUACCUGUUCUCUGUCAGCUUCAGGCGCUAUGGCCGCUCCCUGCACGCUCGUAUCGAGCAAUGGAACCACAACUUCAGCUUCGACGUGCACGACCCCAGCGUGUUCCACGCGCCAACGGUCACGGGCCUGCUUGAGCACUACAAGGACCCGAACUCCUGCAUGUUUUUCGAGCCGUUGCUUUCGAACCCCAUCCAUCGCACACGGCCGUUCAGCCUCCAGCACAUCUGUCGCGCUGUCAUCAGCAGCUGCACCACGUACGAUGGGAUCAGCGCCCUGCCCAUCCCCAACGCCCUUAAGGAGCACCUGAAGGAAUAUCAUUACAAGCAAAGGGUUCGUGUACGGAGGCUCGAUACCGGGUGGUAGUGAAAAACCAGUGAUGGUGUGUGAACUUUUACCAUAGCCAGUAAAAACUCUCGUUAAAACUAAUCCAGCACUCCUUAUACAGGCAUGCAAACUGCAACGCAAGCAGGAAAAAAACUAACGUUCUACAUGUUAACGAUCCACAAUAUCACGAAUAGAGCACCAUACGGUUGCUAAUUCCUAUCCCAAGGCAGUACCGGCUAGCGGCUUGAAUCAAACCCAAAGUGUUUUGAUGCUAACCCAUCAAAGAAGAAACUUCCACUUCCAGCAGAAAAUGAAUUAGCAAUUCCAAGCAUGCUAACACUAGUACAUUAAAAACCGCAUGACUUGGUUGCCAACUGAUACCACGACAAAUAGAAACUAUAGCGUUAAAGCUAGCAUGAACAAACCACUGCAUGUCCGUUAGUUAGCAUAUAGCCACUAACAGCUAUCAGACACUGGCCUGAUAAUUGCCCUCGAAAUUAAAUUUCGGUGUCGUCCGUGCCUUGUGCAUGUCGGUGAAGUGUUACGUCUGUGAGCGCGGGGUACAUGUAAAACCCCCUGUUAACCUUGCCUAGCGUGUUUCAACUAGCAUCUUUACAAAGACCAAAUGAUAAUACAACAAAAGAUUUCCAGUUAGCUAAUUAUUAAAUCUGUAAUUAAAUCUAGUCUAGCUAGUUGGUUUUGUAGAUGGCAACUUUGGAUCUGGUGAAAUAGUAACAAAGCAACUCAAGACGCCUCGAUUUCUAGGGACAAAAAGGACAAUGUAAACCAAAAAGUCUACCAUAUAAACACUAGCAAACAAAACCGAAUGAGUGAGGUAAUAUUCAAAAAACUUCUUUUUGAUUUGCCGCUUAUGUCUCUUGAUUCUUGAUAAGUUGAAGAAAUAGUUUCAAGAAAACCUGAAAUUGAAACCUUGCUCUAGCUCAAAAUGAUUACUAAAUUCCUCUUUUGAAGAGAUUUUGUGAGACAUUGCUCCACCCCCCAAGUCCCUCUGACGUUGCUUAAUUUUAUAUGGGAUGUACAAAUGUCAUAGCUGUUCACCUCAAAGAUACUUACACCCAGUCAACUGGAGAAAGCUCCGUCCAUUUGACAUUUGGAUUAAUUUAAAAAUAAAUUUAAAUUUAUAAAAAAGCUUUUUUUGUCCCCACCCCCACCCCCCCUAUUUCGAGGAUUUAAACAUUCCUGACCUGCUGAUUAACCUUUACAUUGGCCGAUGUUUGUUUUCGAUGUUUAUUUGUAAAAGCACCGAUCUUCUGAGGAUGAAUGUACAACACGUAGGUAUACUCGACUGUGGAUGUGUAAGAUAUAUAUAAAAUAAACUUCUUUGCACCACCAAGUUGAUGAAUGUAGCAGUUCAGACAAAAGCAGAAGGAAAGGCUAGACCUUUACUUGCGCGCAACUCUAUAUCUGAAGGCGAUUUUAUUGCACUAACACGUGGCGCGUUAGUAUCUUGAGUAUUAGCCGCUAUGAUAUCUACCUGAUCGUCAGGACGGAGUGCGUAGUGUGAUUUAAUCUGAAAUAAUUGGAUUAACUUACCGAAAGCUUCCAAACCUGCUGCACGUACACACACACACACACACACACAGAUGCUCUCCUCAAGUCUUAAAGUAACGAAGAACUGUAUUCACUGCAGGCGUCUUCGUCUGUAAAUUGCCUGACUGUAGAUUUGUGGGUGUUUUGUAAGAAAGUUUCAGUGCAACCCUUUGCAGAAAACAAAGACAUUCUAGGUCGCACAAGCUUUGAGCUGCAUGAUAUGUUGGUGAGCUAGCUAACAUAACUGAUGUUUUGAAACGUGACGCUCUGCUGUUUUUAACACGCCCUUUGUUGAAUUCCUUUGUUGAGGGUAGAGCUGUCUGAGUCAUGCAACUUUCUUUAAAUAAUGAGAAAAACAUGCAGGAAAUACAAUUUAAAGUGAUUACACAGCAGUGAAAAAAAAUUUCUUAGCUAGCUAGGUAAUAUAUAUUCGUUUAGCAAGAUAGCUUACUUGCGAUGUGCAAGGUUUGCAGGAAUUUUAAAACAAAAUUACCAAAGAAUUAAAAGCUACUCGAAUAUUACUAUUAACAAUUUAACAAAUUCAACUGAUUAAACUAUUUUUUUUAUGUUUAUAUAAUAUAGUUUGCAAAUAAUUAUUAUCAUAGUCAUUUAGCAUCGCAGAAUACGUCUGUUAAACAUUUUCUCCACAAAGAAUUUCCUAGAAAGUCGUGGAAUAUUAACGUAUUUCCUUUCAACUUUUGGGGUCUAAUCUAUUCAUUUAGCAAGCUAGCUGAUUACCUCGCUGAGUUCUCCCAACUGCAGUUGUCUUUUAUUUUUUAGUCAGAUUGUAAAGCAAGUUAGCUUUGGAAAAGUGUGUUGUAGUGAAAAUCUUUUCCAAGUGCACACUUCUGAGAAGUAUCAGGAAGUCGAUGAAGGGCGCAUUGAGAACAGGAUUGAAGCGCAAGGCUAGGAAGCAAAAAUGUUUUCUUAUUUAAAGCACUUAAUUUUCAAUUCGCUGUUUCACUUGCUUUGCAGUACUUUUUGUUAUUUCGGGACCACGCUAAACAUCUGCUGAAGAAGUACAUACAUGAACUCUAAAGAUUAUUGUUUUUUUUCUUUUUUAAACACUGGUAUUUAUGUCUUAUUUUUAUUUAACCCACUUUUAUUUGCUGAUAAUCAUUUAUUUCUAACACAUUUAAAUAAAAAAUUAGUAGUUGGAUAAUGUGAAAAGCACAUAAAUAAACUCUUCUGUGGAUUUACAGCUUUUGUGACUUGUUUCUGGCCAAAAUUUAAAAACUUAAAACCUUAAAAUGCAGCUAAGGGCAAACUUUUAUGAAAUUUGCACAGUUGAGCAAAUAAGGUAUGAUGGUUAAGUUUUUUUGUUUUGUUUUUACUUCCAAAAACAAGCAAAUACACACAACUGGAAAGAAAAACAGGUUUUGUGUAGGAGGUGAAUUAAAAGGGUUUAUACAAUGAUUUACAUUAUCCAAACCUUUAGUUAUACCUAUUUAAUUCAUUAUUAAUUCAUAAUUGUAUUGGGUUAUUCAUGUAAUUAAUCAUUGAUGACCUCCUAGAGA